AUGAGCGCACGGCUGAAGAAGACUGUCUUGAUAACACAGGAAGAUUUUUACGAUGAUGCCACUGCAAAGGAAGAACAAGCAGAGAGAUGGGCUCUGUCGGACAUCAAAAAAAUUAUUCGCCAGUAUCUGUCAGCAUUCAGCUCCUACGAGCAAGGCCUAAACGCACCAGAAAGUACAAUUUCAGGAAGCUAUAACAUAUACUAUAAUCAAACAAGGCUAUUGCUGAAGGUGCAUACGGACUUUAUUGCUAAUGAGGGACACAUCAAUAUUCUGCAAUACGUGAACCUCACAGACUUGGGUGACUUGAAAGUGCUAUUUAGACCUUUGUCAUCUAUUACAGAGCGCUUCGAGUUUGCAAUCGCCAAGUUUGGGGACGUGUGUUCCUGGGACCUUUACUUCAAUCUUUUAACUUGUUACCAUAGCCAAUUGGAGGACUUCACCUCCCUCCCUGGCCACAUCAUCAUAGAUCUUUUUCAAAAAUUUCAAGAACUAAGUUUACGGCUCGUUCACAUCCAUUUUGAAGAGUUGGAAUCUUGGAGCAGCGCGGCUGCCCACGAAGGAGAAGAUCAAGAGCCCGCCGAUUCUAAGGAUACCUCAGGGCAACCUCCCAAUUCAAGUGGCACCGUUGUGGAUGGCGAAUCCGGGUUUAUGGAAAUGCAGGAUGAAAUAACACCCAAAACAUUUAUUGACACGCUUGCUGUUUGCUACGGCUGCAUCGCAACUCUGGUAGAGCUAUUGAUAGAGACGCACAGUGGGUCCCUUGACGCAGUAAGUAUUGUUCAAGCCAACUUCUUAGAGGAAGCAGUCGAUAAUUUCAAGAUUCAGCUUGACAGGCACCUGAACGUGGUCUCCAGUGCGAGUUUCGGUGAGAGAUCCAGUGCAGUACCUCCCGACACAGAAGAGCUAGAACUUGCAAUUUGGACCAUUGAUGGCCUACGUGCUGUCUCUAUGGGUGGGUUUGCUGGACUGAAGACUUUUUUGGCGCCCAUUUCCGAGGAAACUGCAGAUCUGUGCAUGAACAAAUAUUUAAUUGCCGUGGAUCUUCUCCAGCUUGUCGUGCAACAAACUAAUGGCUCGGAAUUCCCUCAAGUAUGGGCUGUGCGUACCGAGAUAGGGCGUAUUUUGAGUGCCGUGGAGACAGCCCUCGCUCAAAAACGUCAAAAUAUCGUAUCGGGCCGUUUAAAAGAAAUGGACAAUGAACUGAGUCCCACCGUAUUCAAACUGUGUGACAUUAUGGUGAGUCGCUCGGACAACGAACUCCAUCGCUACAUUAUGAAAUCUGCCGCAACUGCAACUGAUUCUACCGCUGCGAAGACCUCCGACAUAUUGCUGAAAAACGCAAAAGUGUUGCUGAAAAACGCCGCUACCAUCUCCCAACAACCGUGCGGGUUCCGGGAAUAUAUAUCAGACAAACUGAAACGAAAUUUUAUCUACAGGCAAGCCGCAGAUCGACUCGAUUAUAUCGAAAACAAGAGCCCAGCAAAGGAAGCGAUCCUUGAGAUAUGUCAAGACCACCCAUAUUAUGCUCAGCUGCGGGCAAAAGAAAAAUAA
This is a messenger RNA of Lachancea dasiensis, 1551 nucleotides long. NCBI's taxonomy places the organism in Eukaryota, Fungi, Ascomycota, Saccharomycetes, Saccharomycetales, Saccharomycetaceae. The record is from the annotation of a GenBank genome assembly.